Messenger RNA from Ictalurus furcatus (blue catfish), 1489 nucleotides. Its product is annotated as secretin receptor. The record is from RefSeq and is a predicted model, not a curated record. Bases 167 to 1489 code for a protein of 440 amino acids. Gene Ontology annotation, biological process: adenylate cyclase-modulating G protein-coupled receptor signaling pathway; cell surface receptor signaling pathway. NCBI's taxonomy places the organism in Eukaryota, Metazoa, Chordata, Actinopteri, Siluriformes, Ictaluridae. Gene Ontology annotation, cellular component: plasma membrane. The transcript has 13 exons. Gene Ontology annotation, molecular function: G protein-coupled peptide receptor activity; secretin receptor activity; peptide hormone binding.
GCUGUGAUUUGUCGGACGCGGAGUGAUGUCAUUCACGCACAGAUAUGUGGGUUACAAGCCUAGAAAUGUCCAUAUGGGGUUUUGAGAUGCGUGCUGGUAAGAGAAGGGAAGAUUAAUAUCUGUGAAGCAGGUACAGGAGAGAGAGCGUCACUUCACCUCCUGCACAAUGAAGCGCUCGGAGUUCCACAAAGCUGCAGUUGCGGCUCUCCUCACUUUCUGUACACACGUAAAAUCCAUCCCUUUAGAGUGUGAUCCAGAGUACCUGUGGUUUCAGGAGGAGACGAAUUGCAACAACAUCAUCCACCAAGACAACUUUACACACACUAACUCUACAGGCUGCAGUGGAUUAUGGGAUGAUGUGAACUGUUGGCCUCAUGCAGAGGUUGGAGAUGUGAUCUCUAAACAGUGCCCCAUGUUCCUCAGGGUCAAAGGAACUGUAAGGAGAAAUUGUACAGAGAAUGGGUGGUCUGAUCCAGUCCCACCAUACAUGCUGGCCUGCGGAUCCAUGAAUGGCAUAGUACACCCUCCCUCAAACAUGAUGCUGGCAUCACAUGAGUACUUCAUGUGGGUAAAGAUCAUGUACACAGUGGGGUACAGCAUCUCAGUGAUCUCCCUCACCAUUGCUUUCAUGCUGCUGUGUGUGUUCAGAAAGCUCCACUGCACUCGGAAUUUCAUCCACAUGCAGCUCUUUCUGUCCUUCAUUUUGCGGGCUGUUUUCAUUUUCAUCAGAGAUGCAGCAUUACACAACUCACAGGAUUAUUACCACUGUGAAUCCCACCCGCUUGGCUGUAAGGUCGCACUGAUUUUCUCUAACUAUGGCAUACUGGCUAAUUAUAGCUGGCUGCUGGUGGAGGGUCAUUACUUGCACAGCCUCAUCCACCUGUGCCUACAUUCACCAAGAAAACGCCUGCACUGGUACAUCAGCUUUGGCUGGGGCACUCCUAUGCUCAUCAUCAUCGUGUGGAGUGUCGCCAAAUAUCUGCAGGAGGACGAGGGGUGUUGGGAGACAAGAAGCAGAGGCUGGAUCUGGUGGAUUCUGAGAGUUCCUGUGAUCCUGUUCAUUACAGUGAACCUCCUGUUUUUCCUGAGAAUCAUACAAACAAUAAUAAGCAAGAUGAGAGCUCCUGACAUGAUUGGAAAUGAGUUUAAACAGCACAAGAAGCUGGCCAAGUCCACACUGCUGCUAGUGUCACUGUUUGGUGUGCAGUAUGCCCUCUUCACAUUUUUCCCUGAUGGAAUCAACAUCCUCACCUUCCAGAUUUGGAACACCAUCGAGCUCGCCCUGGCCUCCACACAGGGCUUCGUAGUAGCACUUCUAUACUGCUUCCUGAAUGGAGAGGUUCAGCAUGAGAUUACGCGGCGCUGGCGACGGUGGCGUCUAAAGCAGCGUGUCCAUGGUGACACCAGGUUGCACCAUGGUUCCCUUAGCCAAAGUGGCAUACCACUCACACAGAUCUCUCUCUUAGCCAGAGUUAAUAACAUAUCCUAA